Molecule: messenger RNA, 1483 nt
Organism: Trachymyrmex septentrionalis
Lineage: Eukaryota; Metazoa; Arthropoda; Insecta; Hymenoptera; Formicidae
Product: sodium channel protein Nach-like
Exons: 10
Coding region: 2-1483 (493 amino acids)
Biological process (GO): sodium ion transmembrane transport
Cellular component (GO): membrane
Molecular function (GO): ligand-gated sodium channel activity
Source: RefSeq, a predicted model, not a curated record
UAUGACAACACCUUUAGUAACUUCCACGGAGACAGAUGAUUAUAAAACGACCCUUUUAUCUUUUCCAGCAAUCGCCAUUUGCUCCGUUAACAGGAUAAGUCGGCAAUCCGCAACGGAACUGGCGACCAAUAUUUCUAAAACAAAUAUCACAAAUCAGACAGUUGAUGAAAUUCUCAUCUUAAUAAUGCGGCUGGGCAAUCUCUACAUUUAUAAUUUUGACACGCUUGGUUUGACGGAUAAUAAUCAUGAUGUGGAAUUAGAUAAACUUUUAACAACUUAUUAUAACGGGACUUAUGAUGUCACUGAAAUAAUGAAAACUCUGACUCCGCAAUGUUCGAUGAUGCUAUUGAAAUGUAAGCUGCAUGGAAAGUACACAAAUUGUUCGACACUUUUUAACUUUCGCAAGACGCCGGACGGAUAUUGUUGCACCUUCAAUUACGUGCGUGAAAGCGACGACAUUCCCGAACAGAACGAUGUGACUGAGCUAAGUAAGCCGGAGCAAGUAUGGGAUCUCGGAAUAGAACGCGGUCUAACAGUUGUUAUGGAUCCACUUUUAGAUGACUAUUUCUAUUCAAUAUUGCCCAUUAAGGGUUGGAAGGUAGUUGUGUUUAAUCCUACUGAUUAUCCAGAUAUGACCAGUGGUGGUGUCACGGAGGUACUUGCAGUACCUCUUUCUGAAACCUUUCUGAACGUAGUUGGAACGCUCUUUAUCAGUAAUCCAGGAAUCGAGAAUUUCCCCAGGAAUAAACGUAACUGCAUUUUCUCAGAUGAGGGAAAGUUAUUGUCUAGUAUUACGAUGUAUACUUACAGUGAUUGUAUUGUCAAUUGUAAGAUUAAUUUCAUACAGAAGUCCUGUGGAUGCAGACCAUUCUUUUACCCACGUCACGGCAUAAAAGAUUAUUCAUGGCGUAUUUGUAAUAGUUUGGACUUUGAAUGCCUAGCUAAGCAUAAAUCCGAUUGGUUAACGAUUCUCCCUCACGAGGAAGAACACACUAAUUUUGAAAAAGAAGAAAAGGCUUUACAUUGUUACAAUUGUUAUGCUGCCUGUGAAGAUAUUAGUUACGAUGUAUUAAGUUGGACGACUGAUAUGACUCCUGGUGAAUUUAAUACUAACUUAUUACAAAAUUACAAUGUUACUGAUGAAGGAAUAGUACAUAUAUACUUUUCAAAGUAUGGCACAAUCAGAUUAAAACAAGACAUGUCUUUUUACUGGUAUGAUCUCGUAAGUGAUAUCGGCGGUAUAUGUGGCGUCUUCAUUGGCUUUAGUUUCAUCACUAUAGUGGAGCUUCUGUAUUUCUUUGUGCUCAUGUUUAGAGAUUUGUUCUGUAAAAAAUCGGCCUUACAGAAAGAUGACGAUCGCAAGACUAAAAUCCCAUCAGAUCAAACUCAAACCACAGGGACAAUAUAUUGGAACGAACUGCAACCACGAUCCUGGCAUUCGGCGAAAUACGGCAAAUUCUCUGCUAACAGAGUCAGAUAUUGA